This is a messenger RNA of Drosophila ananassae, 689 nucleotides long. RefSeq lists its product as uncharacterized. Lineage: Eukaryota; Metazoa; Arthropoda; Insecta; Diptera; Drosophilidae. The transcript is spliced from 2 exons. The record is from RefSeq and is a predicted model, not a curated record. The coding region runs from base 58 to 648 and encodes 196 amino acids.
GGUAUAUAAACACAGCAUGGGCUAUAAUUUCACUUAUUUCAUAAAAUAAUACUGAAGAUGCGUUGCCUGUGGAUAAUUGCCGUAGCUGCUUUGAGCUUUGCCAACGCAGCACCACCACAAUCGCAAUAUGAUAUUAUCAGGCAGUUUUUUGGCUACUUGGAGACUAUACAAGAUGUCGAGUAUCAUAACAUCCUAGCCAUGACGCUCCAAUUCGUGGGUAGCAUGGUGGAGAAUGUCCCGGCCGAAGAACGCGGGCCAGCAACUGCCUCUUUGCAGGCCUAUGUCGAUCGCGGCCGAGUCGUGCUACAAAGGGGCACCGGGAAGCAGAAAAACGAAUACUGCGACAAAAUGCAGGAGUUGUUGGAAACUGUGAAGGGCCAAAUGACACCCGGCUCCAACGAAUCUCAGGUUAUCGGAAUGAGUUUAUUGGGUCUACUAGGUGUGGCAGCCGAGAUUGGCGAAGAGGAUGCUAAAUUCCAGUACAAGUUUACAGAGGGAGCUACGCAAAUGAAGGCAAAAUUGUCGCCAUCCACCAUUUCUCGUGAAAGCGAACUGUUCCAAGCGAUCGACGAGUAUAUCAACUCGAAGGAUAUUCAAGUACACGAAGCCCUUAUUGAAAAGGUCCUGUCAUUUAGGAAUAGGUACUAGCAUUGUUAAAACCUCCAAAUAAAUUUGCAACUAACCAUGAA